AUGGCCAUGCAUACUGAGAUGCUCUAUGAAUGGUUCCAGGCCCAGGGUGGAUCUAUUGACACAUCUUCCAUAGGCAUAACCGAAUUUCCUCUCUACGGACGCGGAGGCGUAGCUUUGAGGAAUAUUGAGGCAGGACAAACUCUAUUCUCUGUCCCGAGAGAGCUCACCCUUUCUAUCCGGACUUCGUCCCUACCCAACCAACUCGGAGAAGGAGCAUGGAAGCAAUUUGGGCUGGAUAGCGGUUGGUCUGGACUCAUUCUUUGCUUGAUGUGGGAAGAAGCACAGGGUGAUGCAUCUAAAUGGUCCCCUUAUUUGCGGACAUUGCCGUCGACAUUCGAUACGCCCAUAUUCUGGGAUGAAGAUGAUUUGUGCGGGCUUCAAGGGACUGCUGUGUUGAACAAGAUCGGCAAAAAUGAGGCCGAACGAGACUAUACCGAGAAGGUUGUCCCCGCCAUUCAGAGUCGGGGGGAUAUCUUUCCCGCCGAUGCGGUGCCGCAGUACUACAGUUUACAGAGAUAUCACAUUAUGGGCAGUCGGAUUCUGUCCAGGUCGUUCCAUGUUGAGCCGUGGUCGUCCGAUGAGGAAAGCGAAACCGAUGGCGUGGUACAAGCUGUUGGGGACUCUGCGGCCCCAAUGGAAAUCGACGUCGAAAUGCCGUCAGCGGAAUCUGGCUUCACGGUUGAACCCGGGGAAGAGAACCCCGAGAACGCGACUGAAGAAGUGGAGAUUGCUGAGGACGAAGAAGACGAUGAUUCGGAGAACCCUGCCGACGUCGCAAUGGUCCCCAUGGCCGACAUGUUGAAUGCCCGUUUCGGCUCCGAAAAUGCAAAAUUGUUCUAUGAGAAACAUGAACUGAAAAUGGUUUCUACGAAAUUCAUCAAGGCUGGGGAACAAAUUUGGAACACAUACGGCGACCCACCCAACUCUGACUUGCUCCGGAGAUAUGGUCAUGUCGAUGUCCUGCCUCUUUCCUCGCCGCUGACCGGAGAGGGCAAUCCGGCGGACAUUGUCGAAAUCCGCGCCGACCUUGUAGUUGAUGUCGCGGUCAAUGCUUUGAAAAAUCAACCACAGGAAAGAGUUGAUUGGUGGCUGGAGAAUGCUGAUGAUGACACCUUUGUGGUCUUGACUGACUGCGAGGUUCCGGAGGAGCUCGUCUCGUUUGUGAGGCUUCUACUUUUUCCGCAGGACGAAUGGGAGAAGAUAAGAAAUAAAGGCAAAUUGCCCAAGCCGAAGGUUGACAUCGCGUUAUUGUUCAUCAUUGCGGAUGUCCUACGGCGGCGUGCGCAGGACUACCCAACGUCACUAGAGGACGACGAGUUGCUGCUGGCGCCGGGCAAGGUCGAAGAGCUGUCGUUGAACGGGAAAAAUGCCGCAAUUGUCCGCCUUGGAGAAAAGCGUAUCCUACGCGGCACUUUGCAACAAGUGCAGAGUAUGGAAGAGAAGCUCCGUGCUAGCAUGGCCGGAAGCAAGGACAAAAAGCGAGGAAGGGAUAGCCAGAAUGCUAGCACCAGCGUACGGGGAAAGAGGUCAAAGCGUUAG
Postia placenta MAD-698-R-SB12 is the source of this 1539-nucleotide messenger RNA. RefSeq lists its product as hypothetical. Gene Ontology annotation, biological process: peptidyl-lysine monomethylation. The record is from RefSeq and is a predicted model, not a curated record. Gene Ontology annotation, cellular component: nucleus. NCBI's taxonomy places the organism in Eukaryota, Fungi, Basidiomycota, Agaricomycetes, Polyporales, Adustoporiaceae. Gene Ontology annotation, molecular function: protein binding; protein-lysine N-methyltransferase activity. Bases 1 to 1539 code for a protein of 512 amino acids. The transcript is spliced from 9 exons.